GUCAAACGGGCGGGGGUCUCGGAUUGGUCCAGCCGCCGGGACAACACCUGCUCGACUCCUUCAUUCAAGUGACACCAGAGCUUCCAGGGAUAUUUGAGGCACCAUCCCUGCCAUUGCCGGGCACUCGCGGCGCUGCUAACAGCCUGGUCACAUGCUCUCCGGAGAGCUACGGGAGGGCGCUGGGUAACCUCUAUCCGAGCGGCGGCCGCGAGGAGGGAAAAGGCGAGCGAGGAGGAAGAGUGGGAGGAGGAGGGGAAGCAACGAAGGAGGAGGAAGAGGAGGAGGGGAGCACAAAGAAUCCAGGUCUCCGGGCGGGAGGUUGACCGCAAGAACCAUGUGUGCGGAGCGGCUGGGCCAGUUCCUGACCCUGGCUUUGGUGCUGGCUACCUUCGACCCGGCGCGAGGGACCGACGCCACCAAUCCUCCCGAAGGUCCCCAAGACAGGGGCUCCCAGCAGAAAGGCCGUCUGUCCUUGCAAAACACAGCGGAAAUCCAGCACUGUUUGGUCAACGCUGGCGAUGUGGGGUGUGGCGUGUUUGAAUGUUUUGAGAACAACUCUUGUGAGAUUCGGGGCUUACAUGGGAUUUGCAUGACUUUUCUGCACAACGCUGGAAAAUUUGAUGCCCAGGGCAAGUCAUUCAUCAAAGAUGCCUUGAAGUGUAAAGCCCACGCUCUGCGGCACAGAUUCGGCUGCAUCAGCCGCAAGUGCCCGGCCAUCAAGGAGAUGGUGUUCCAGCUACAGCGGGAAUGCUACCUCAAGCACGAUCUGUGCUCUGCCGCGCAGGAGAACACCCGGGUGAUGGUGGAGAUGAUUCACUUCAAGGACUUACUGCUGCACGAACCCUACGUGGACCUGGUGAACCUGCUGCUGACCUGUGGGGAGGAGGUGAAGGAGGCCAUCACUCACAGCGUCCAGGCUCAGUGUGAGCAGAACUGGGGGAGCCUGUGUUCAAUCUUGAGCUUCUGCACCUCAGCCAUCCAGAGGCCGCCCACGGCACCUCCCGAGCGCCAGCUCCAGGGCGACAGGGCCAAGGUCUCCAGGGGCCACCACGGGGAAGCGGGUCACCACCUCUCGGAGCCCAGCAGUCGGGAGACCAGCCGAGGUGCCAAGGGGGAGCGAGGUAGCAAGAGCCACACAAACGCCCACGCCCGGGGCCGAGCGGCCAGCCACGGGGCCCAGGGAACUUCUGGAAGCAGCGAGUGGGAGGAUGAACAGUCUGAGUAUUCCGAUAUCCGGAGGUGAAACGAAAGGCCCGGCCGGGAAAUCUUUCCUCCACGCCGUCCAUUUUCUUCUCUCUGGACAUUCCAAAACAUUUGCCAUUAAAGAGGGGGGAUGUCCCACGCAGGAUGUGAUGGGGAUUGCGGACUUGAUGGAAGUGUAUGUUAGCAGCAUGAAACAGGUGAGGCAGAGGCUUCCUGGGCAGCAGCGAGGGCUCGGCUGUGACCAGUGGGUCCGCGCCUGCACAUCCCGAAGGGAGGGCGCCACCUGUCCUCCUCCCAAGCAACUUUGCCUUCUUUCCAUCUGCGGAACCCCCGCGCGCGCGGGCAGCGGCCUGCGGUUCCCUCUGCUGCGGGAGGGGACGGGAGGGGCGGGGGUGACCCCCGGGGCUGGACCACGCACUUGGUGCUGGGCCCUGCCCGCAGCUUCUGGUGCUGUCUUGGUGGAGGGCAGCUGGAUUCCGGUGCAGGAGUGGGUGUGGAAAGCUACCUGGGAACCAGGAGAAGGGUGGAGAGGAGGCAGGGGCCAUGCGGGUGCCUGGUGCCAAACCGAACUCCAGUUUCUUGCACGGGACCUUGAGGUUUGGAGCAACUUGGGACGGGGAGGGUGAGGGUUCGAAGUGUAAUUUCUGAGCCAUUGUUCUGUCUGGGGGACCCUGUCCGAGGGAGUGGCCCCUGUGUGUUUGUAUUUUAACCACUGCUUCAAAUCUCGAUUUCACUUUUUUUAUUUACCCAGUUACAUCUCCAAGUCUGUCGUCUAAAUAAAUAGCUUUCAAACAAA
Hippopotamus amphibius kiboko is the source of this 1999-nucleotide messenger RNA. It is a transcript of the gene STC2, whose product is annotated as stanniocalcin 2. The coding region runs from base 335 to 1243 and encodes 302 amino acids. The transcript is spliced from 4 exons. Gene Ontology annotation, biological process: intracellular calcium ion homeostasis. Gene Ontology annotation, cellular component: extracellular region. The record is from RefSeq and is a predicted model, not a curated record. Lineage: Eukaryota; Metazoa; Chordata; Mammalia; Artiodactyla; Hippopotamidae. Gene Ontology annotation, molecular function: hormone activity.